Mytilus trossulus (common blue mussel) is the source of this 2791-nucleotide messenger RNA. RefSeq lists its product as uncharacterized. Gene Ontology annotation, biological process: protein ubiquitination. Gene Ontology annotation, molecular function: metal ion binding; ubiquitin-protein transferase activity. The transcript has 22 exons. The coding region runs from base 107 to 2641 and encodes 844 amino acids. NCBI's taxonomy places the organism in Eukaryota, Metazoa, Mollusca, Bivalvia, Mytilida, Mytilidae. The record is from RefSeq and is a predicted model, not a curated record.
GCAAAAUAUUCAAACCAAAAGUAAAAAUUUCAUCAACAAAAAUUACGGAACAUAAAAAGUAAUAGAAUGACAAGGGAUAGACCUCUUGAUAACUUAACAUAGCAAGAUGGCGUUGACAAUAAGUGAUAUGCUGCACACUGUGCAAAGGUCUAUACAAGAUCUGAAGCAAACACAAAGUCAGGUUACACAUAAGAUAAACCAUGCUCCCACAGCGACGAAUGAAAUAAGUAGACUUGAAGAAAUCGAAACUCGUUUGAUGAAAGUUUAUGAGACUAAGAAAAAAAAUUCAGCUCAAUUGCAGUUAAUAUUAGAAUCUGUUGGAGUACUAACAAAGAAACUACAGACUGUUUCUAUGAGUAUUGAUGAUUAUAGAACAAAAGAAAAUUCAAAAGAUAUGCGGCAAAUAGAAUGUCAUCAAUUACCGAUGCAAAUAGAAACAGACGGUUCAGAUAUACGAACUAUUGACAAUUCCACUGAACAAUUAGUUGAUGAAUAUGAAUCUAAAGAAAGGCAAGAGCAUCAUCCGAAUUUAAAAGAUUCAGCAUAUUGCCAUGGAAAACAAAAUGUCAAUGUUCCGCAGCUUCCAAAUCGUUCAGAAACAGCAAAAGUUUCAAAAAAUUCUUCUACAGGUACUUUGAAAUCAAAAGACACGGUAGUAAAAUCCCAAACAGCAGAACAAAUAGUAGAUAAGAAAAAAGCAAAAAGGAAAUCAAAGUAUGGGUUUAGAUUAUGCAGAACUAAUGAUAAUCUAGACAACAGAACGUUCUGCCACAAAAAGAAACGGUGUUAUCAAGGAGAACUGUUAUUUCCUAAGAUAGAUAAUCAAGUAGAAGAAGAACCAAAGCCUAAUAUAGCCCCUGCAGGUUUAGAAGAAAGGUCAUAUAGAGAGUCUGGUAGAGAAAAUGGACGUAAAAAGAGAGGAAUAAUGACCAUGGCACAAAUGACAGAAAGAGAUUACGACAAUGAGCAGAACGUUCAUUCAUUAAUAGAAUGGGCAAAUAUUGCAACGCAGUCACAAAUGGAAGUUGCCAUGAAAUUGAUGUUGAAUGUUGAAAAAUUGAGUACUCAUGGUCAUGACUACAUGCUUCUUCUAGACACAUCGGAAAGUAUGCAAGGAGAUAAAUUUGACUUAAUGAUAAAAACUGCCACAAACUACAUCGAAGGUCUGCAUCGAGCCAGUUUGAGAUAUAAUUUUAGGGACAAUGUCGGUUUAACAUGUUUUGGAGCAGAAACUAAGUUGGUUCUUCCGCCUCUAGCAGAUUAUGACGACAUCAAGAGAGAAAUAGGAAAACUGAAAGCAGGUGGUCCAUCCCCUUUAACAGCUGGACUUCUGAUGGCACUGUCUGGAAUAAGUCACUGUGGUACCACGCAGAUUGUUAACCACGACUUCAAGCCGUUUAUUAUUCUGAUAACAGAUGGGAUGCCUACUCGCGUGGAAGCUCCGAAUGAAGAAGACAGAGGCAGUGGUAGUGCUUUAGCAGUAUCAUCUUUACUGACUAAUUUAGAAAGAGACAAAGAAUUACAAAAAGUAGUGAAGGACAUUGCAGGGCGAGGCAUUAGAAUAUUCUGUGUUCCAAUUGGAUCAGCAAACACCGAUAUAAUGCGAAGGAUAGUUACAAAAACACGUGGUAAAAUGGUUCCUGCUGAACAGAUACAUCGUAUUUGUAAAAAUACGCAGACCUUAUUCCACGCAUCAGAAAUUGCAAAUCAGCUGGGAACCGCAACAGAAAUUGACAAAAAUAGUGUUAAAACAGUCGUUCGUUCAGCAGAUCUCCAGGACUUCGAUGAUUUUGAUGACGUCACAGACAAUGUAAUGCUCUUACUUAAUCCUAUGACACAAUAUAGCGGGUACUUUAAGCAAAGUAAAUGCCCACAAGUACAAUUAGGACAACGUGUUCGGCGUGGACCAAAUUGGCAAUGGAAAAAUCAAGAUUCAAAUAUGGUGGGAACUGUUAUUGGGGAAGAUGAUGAUGGUAUGAUUUGGGUGGAAUGGGACAGUGGUCAUAGAAACUGUUACCAGUAUGAUGAAAACGUCAAAGUGUUUCACAUUAAACCAGUAAAUGAACCAAGAAGAUUGGUAGAUGAGUUGAUUGCUGUGGGAUGCAAAGUUGGAAGAGGUAAAAACUGGAAACACGGCGACCUGGAUGGUGGACGAGGCAGCAGAGGAACAGUUUUACGUGUGGAAUCUGACGGUAAAGUUGUGGUUUAUUGGGAAAGAGGUAGACUUGGCAUUUACAAGUUUGGGAGUGAAAACUUAUUUGAAGUGGAAGUAUGUGAUGAUGGUCGAUCAUUAGGCUCACCUGAUAGUGAUUUAAUAGAGGAUGCGGAGAAUACCAGACAGGAUAUGAUGCCAGAUUUACCACUCAUUCUACCUUCUCAUUUAAAUAAUAUGAAACCCGUGACGUCAGUCUGGCAGUAUCAGAACAGUGAUGGACAAUGGAAUUCUUAUGACGAAGAAACUAAUGUAAAGAUCGAACGUGCUUACAACAGAAAACCGAAUGGAAAAUGUAUUAUAGAUCUAGACAAAACCGUGCAUGUGGUACUGUUUUCAAAGAUGGUCCAAGAAAACCAAAUUGACAAAAGCAUAGUCCCUGUUCAACGUUUAGAUAGAACCAAAGAUAUCCAAGAAGAAAAACAAUAAACACUCGAAACUGUCUUCUCGAUUAUUUUGAUGCUUAAUAUUAUUGUAAUAUAAGCCAUGCAUUGUUUUGUAUAAUAACGUUGUGCAAUAUAUUAAUGUAACUUUAUAUCUGAUAAUGGUGAUUUAAAACAAUAAAAUAAAUGAAGAGAA